This is a messenger RNA of Serpula lacrymans var. lacrymans S7.9, 323 nucleotides long. RefSeq lists its product as uncharacterized. NCBI's taxonomy places the organism in Eukaryota, Fungi, Basidiomycota, Agaricomycetes, Boletales, Serpulaceae. The transcript has 2 exons. Gene Ontology annotation, molecular function: Hsp90 protein binding. The annotation marks the transcript as partial. The record is from RefSeq and is a predicted model, not a curated record.
ACCGAUACUCCAGAUGUCCGACGCAAACGCAUUGAAGGACCAGGGCAACAAAGCCUUCGCGGCCAAAGACUACGACAAAGCUAUCGAACUCUUCUCGAAGGCCAUAGCCCUUGACCCACAAAACCAUGUUCUCUUCUCAAAUCGCAGCGCUGCUAAAGCAGGAAAGAAACAAUAUGAUGCCGCACUAGAAGAUGCUGAACAGGUACGUGAUGGUACUUUCGGCUGUAAAUCGCAGCUUGCAGUUAUAGCAAUUGCUCUUGAGUAUCCUGUUAACGCAAUCCUCGCGUUUUCUUGUUUUGGGAUUCUAGUGUGUCAAAAUCAAU